This is a messenger RNA of Miscanthus lutarioriparius, 405 nucleotides long. The record is from the annotation of a GenBank genome assembly. NCBI's taxonomy places the organism in Eukaryota, Viridiplantae, Streptophyta, Magnoliopsida, Poales, Poaceae.
AUGGACGGCGCCGCCAACUGGCGCCCCACGCAUGGGGACGGCCUUGCCGCCAUCGCUGACGCCGGUGGCGUCGACCCUAGCGCGGCUGCCCCGGCCGGAGGCGACUGGCGCACCCAGCUUCAGCCCGAGGAGCGCAACAGGAUCGUCAAUAAGAUAAUGGAGACUCUGAAGCAGCAUCUGCCAGUAUCAGUGCCAGAGGGGCUGCUGGGUGAGCUUCACAAAAUUGCCGUGCAAUUUGAAGAGAAAAUCUAUACUGCAGCCAUCAACCAGUCUGAUUAUUUGCGGAAGAUUUCUCUGAAAAUGCUGUCCAUGGAAAUUCCGACAAAGACCCAACAGAACGCUGGAAAUGCUCAAGUGAUUCCAAAUCAAAACCCUCUUGGUCCAGGUCUUGCCAACCAUAAAUGA